Messenger RNA from Volvox carteri f. nagariensis, 378 nucleotides. RefSeq lists its product as uncharacterized. The record is from RefSeq and is a predicted model, not a curated record. NCBI's taxonomy places the organism in Eukaryota, Viridiplantae, Chlorophyta, Chlorophyceae, Chlamydomonadales, Volvocaceae. The transcript is spliced from 2 exons. Bases 1 to 378 code for a protein of 125 amino acids. Gene Ontology annotation, molecular function: nucleic acid binding; zinc ion binding.
AUGUAUAGUGUCGCGUAUUUGCUCGAUUCGAUAGAGGAGUCGCUCUCUUCCGGUACUGAUGAUGAGGGCCCCAGGAGGGCGCCCUUGGUCGAGAUCGAGAUGAAUCCUGUAGGCGGGCCGGCUGGCGACGAGGGGUCGGAUGACGAGCCGGGGCCGUUGAUUGAUGACGAUGAGGCGUCGGAUUGGUCCGAGUCUGAUAGUGAUGAUGACGGUGAAGUGGAUGAGGAGGCGAUGCCUCCGCCACCGCCGGCCUAUGAGAACUCCGCGAAGAAGCGGAAAAAUGACCUCACUGCAACCGAAUGGGCCAUUUAUAAGCGGUACGGCCUCUGCACUAAGUGCGGUCGCCAGGGACACCUCGCUAAGACGUGCGGGAAAUGA